Messenger RNA from Trichoderma aggressivum f. europaeum, 2718 nucleotides. RefSeq lists its product as uncharacterized. NCBI's taxonomy places the organism in Eukaryota, Fungi, Ascomycota, Sordariomycetes, Hypocreales, Hypocreaceae. The record is from RefSeq and is a predicted model, not a curated record. The transcript has 5 exons. The coding region runs from base 1 to 2718 and encodes 905 amino acids.
AUGACUGAUUUCGCCAUCGGGGUUGUUUCGCAAGGGAUCCAUGUUUGUUCUGUCAUCGCGACCUAUAUCGGCACUCUCAAAGAUCGCGAUGAGGACCUCGCCUCUAUUGACCGACAAGCCCAAGGCUUAGAGUCUGUCUUCCGGACUCUCAGAGAGUCUCUAACACAAGGAUCCUUGGAUCCCUCCACGUUACCAGCCGCCGCUCAAGUUUUAAGCUCCAUGCAAACAUGCGAAGCUGAGCUUAAUAGCCUGAAGCAGCUCGCGGCACGUUUCUCAGAUAGCCUCUCACCUAAUGCACGCCCACAAGACAAAAUCAAGCAACAAGUUAAGAAGUUGAAAUACCCCAUUCAAAAGCCAGAUUUUUGCCGAAUUCAAAAAUCACUUGGGGCGGUUAAAGAAACACUUGAUCUGGCUCUUCAAAAUCUUGAACUCAGUUACAGCUGUUUGGCAACAAGCAAGUUGGGCAAACUUGAAGCCGCAUCCCAACAGGCAUCAAGCAGCCUUGCCGCACUUGACUCCGAUAUCUCCACAUUACACACAAAAUUAGACGAUUUACUUGAUCGACUUCAACAGAAUAACACCGCCGGGGCAGCCGCACUUGACGAGGCAGAUCCCAGGGUAGCCAUUUACAAGCUCGCCUACAAGCCAAGUAACUUAGCGGCGCUGUGUGCCGGCCUGGAGAAGUAUUCUGAAAACGCAAUAUCUACCAACAAUGUCCUCCAAACGGCUCCUAUAGCCGAAGCGAGCUCAUGUACCUGUCGGCGUCGCAUAGUUCGCAGGACUAAGCGAAUUUCUUGGCUGCCAUGGGACUUUUGGGAUGAUGAAAUACUUCGUUUCGAACAUUACAAAGGCUGCAAGAAUUUCAGAAGCAAUGGCGAUGAACGGAGCCGAACCCGACGCUUAAGGGUUACGAGCUUGAUAAAAAAUGCCGUUAUAAUCACAUUAUACACAAGUACUGGUGCAGGUGGUCAAAGUCUCGGCGCGAAUUUCGAAUAUCGUGCAACCGUUGAUCGGAUGGUGUCCCCGGCCUUCCGUGUCAUAUCCGUUUUAGAGGAAUGUGUUGGUAUGAUCCGCUACAUGCAGAAGGCCCAGCGAGCAAAAGAUCAGGCUCAGUGGGAAAAUUUGGCUCUUUCAGCAAGCCAGAAACUUGAAUGUCUCUUCAGACUGGGCAAAGCGAGCGCGAAGGAUGUCGACUCAUGCAAUCAAUCUCUGCUCCAUGCGGUAGCUGAGGUGUCAUCCGAUAUGAUCUAUAUAAUGCUUGGGAACAAUGAAAUUGGUGAAGCCUACUGCUUACCCAUUGCACAUUUGGCUACAUUUCUUGUAAAGAGACAGGUAUCGGCAUCAUUGCUGGACUUGCAGGGACGACAAGCAUUGAACAUUGCGAUCCCCAGACCUUCAUCAGGACCUCUUGUCGAAGCAUUUUACCCAUAUGAUGCGGAUAUCCAUGGUUCAUAUCGAUCCCAUUUCAUCCAUGAUUUGCGGCCUCAGGAACUUGCUCAAACUUUUAACUACUAUGCUACAAUGCUAAGAGUAGUCGAUGUAAUUGCCUAUGCCUCGAAACAUUGCAAAAUCCAACUAGCCAAAUCGCUAUUACAACGUCGGCAAAAGUUGAAGUUAAUCGCGCAACAGUCCCUUUCGCCCAUAGAAACCGACAGCUUCAGCUUGCACAGGCCGGUUGUACUUGAUAUAUACGCUAUGCAAAUUGAUUACAUUCUUCGGGAGAGAGGGUAUAUUGGAUUUGGACCUUUGGCUACAUAUGUGGAAGAUGACACAGUCAAAAACUCUCCCAACCAACACAACAGAUCUAUCUAUCACGAACUAUCCACUGCCGAAGAUGCGAAUAUCUAUUUUAAUUUAGGGUUCUAUGAUAUUACAAAUUUUCAAGUCCUGAUCAAGAGAUGGAAGCCGACUAUGGAUUGGUCGGAUCACAGUAUAAGUUUACCAUUUGUGAAAUGGUUGCUGGAUCAUGAUGCUCCCAUUUGUGAAUGGAUACAGCAUUGGUCGCCUCCCUGGACUGGCUAUAUUGCAGAUGCUUUCAUCCUGGCAAUUUUAGGUGAUGAAGGGCCACGCAACAGAUGCGCAUGUAAAGGUGAUGAAGAACUGGUACGUGAGCUUGAAGAACGGAUGCUGAUGGACGAUUCGGUUGAUAAUUGCAUUUGUCGAUGUUCUCUCCGAGGCUGCACGCCUUUUGUGGUGAGGCUGAAGCAUAUGAUACUGGUUGAUGGCGAGAUUGAUAUUGCUACAUCCUUUACUACAUAUCUAAAAGAGUACGGCAACACAUUGCGAAGGGAACAAUACUAUGCCGCGAUACGGUUUACUACCUUCAAUGCGCUGGGCAUUGCGCAUACAUGUAGGUGCAAGAAGGGGCUUUGGGGGCCGCAAAGAUUGGAUGCAGAGGAGAUUGCAGAAAUACAGGAUGAGUAUGCAGGGCUGUUGGAACUCUUGGAGUCAUUAAUAGAGGAGUUUGAAACACACGCCUCUGGGACUUUUGAUGCGGCUACGGAUGGACCUGACAGUAUGAUUACUUUCUGGAACGGCUAUUGGGUCCGGAGAAUGAGUGAAGUCCACUCUGAGCUUUCUCGAGCUGGUGAAGCGAGCAAAGCAGCUGCGGAAGAUGUGGGUGUUGUUUGGGGUCCUCAGCCUGAGAGAGAACCGUAUGAGGAUGAUGAAUGGAUAGGAUGGGACUAUUAUUUUCAAAAGAUCCAGGAGAUCGAAUGA